UUUUGUUUGAAAUCGAGAUGGCAUUAAAGUCCAUUAUUUUUUACUAUUAUAAACAAAAACAAAGCGAAAGGUGUUGUUGGCUGUGACUGGAUCCUCCCCCUUUCUUCCGGGUUCUUGUCGUGCGUAUCCGGCGAAAUGAGAAGUGUGUAGAGCAAACAGAGGUGAAGCUGAGAAGUUGAUCACUCACUCAAUCUAAGAGUGCAUGUAAUUGAAGCAGCAACCAUUUCUACUUUUCGAAUCUUCUCUGCUUCAAUCCACACCCAAGGGUUUCAAGGAAUAUGGGUCUUUCCCGUUAGCUAAAGAUAAUUAAUUUUGUGUCCGAUGGCGUCCACUCGUAAACCCAGUGGUCAUGGAGCUGAAGUCGAAGCUCAGAAGCGCUCCUCUUCGAAUAGUAGUACUAAGUCAGCCAAAGCCGAGACUUUUGAGCCGAUGCAAUUACAAAGAUCAGUAACAAACCCAAGAGCUGUUGGAAUUCCGGAGAGUAAACGGUUGCCAGAGUCUUUUAGGAAGCGAUCUAGCGACCCGGCUGUUUGUAAACCCGAUUUCAGCUCCCUAUCCACUGUUCUUGAGCAUGUAGAUUCAUUGACCAUUGAUGAAAAGAAAACAUCUGGCUUUGGCAGCGUCAAGACCAGCUCUGCUUCAGCCAAAUUGAGUGAUGGUACGAGCAGUCUUGGCAAGACUAGUGGAAGUGCCAAGCUAAGUGGCCGCCUUGAUUUCAUGGAGAGUGGCAAGAGCAGUAUCUGCAGAGGAAGCACAAGCAGUGAUGUGAGUGACGAGAGUAGCUGCAGCAGCUUUAGUAGCACUGUCAACAAACCCCACAAGGCCAAUGACUUAAGAUGGGAAGCAAUCCAGGCUGUUAGGGUUCGUGAUGGGCUUUUAGGUCUUAGUCAUUUCAGGCUCCUUAAGCGGUUAGGCUGCGGGGACAUCGGGAGUGUUUAUCUCUCUGAGCUGAGCGGGACUAAGUGUUACUUUGCUAUGAAGGUUAUGGACAAGACAUCCCUUGCCAGUCGCAAGAAGCUUCUCCGAGCUCAGACUGAAAGAGAGAUUCUCCAGUCUUUGGAUCAUCCAUUUCUCCCUACCCUCUACACUCACUUUGAGACUGAGAAAUUCUCAUGCCUGGUGAUGGAAUUCUGUCCCGGAGGAGAUUUGCAUACUCUCAGGCAACGCCAGCCGGGGAAACAUUUUUCUGAGCAAGCGGUAAAAUUUUACAUAGCAGAGUCAUUGUUAGCUUUGGAAUACCUGCACAUGCUUGGGAUUGUGUAUCGAGAUCUUAAGCCUGAAAACGUUCUAGUUCGAGAAGACGGACAUAUAAUGCUCUCUGAUUUUGACCUUUCUCUCCGAUGUCUUGUCAGCCCGACUCUAGUGAAAUCUGCCGCCAUCGAGUCAGAUCCUUUACGGAAAAACGUUUACUGUGUGCAGCCCGCUUGCAUUGAGCCCUCCUGCAUUCAACCGUCUUGCACCGUCCCCACCACUUGCUUCUCCCCACGUUUGUUCUCAAGCAAAUCUAAGAAGGACCGUAAACCCAAGAAUGACACCGCAAAUCAAGUUAGGCCAUUGCCAGAGCUGGUAGCCGAGCCAACCGAUGCACGUUCCAUGUCAUUUGUGGGCACACACGAGUACUUGGCCCCAGAGAUCAUCAAAGGCGAAGGGCAUGGCAGUGCAGUGGAUUGGUGGACUUUUGGGAUAUUCCUUUACGAGCUUCUCUUUGGGAGAACGCCCUUCAAGGGCUCAGGAAACCGACAAACACUGUUCAAUGUGGUGGGUCAGCCUCUGCGGUUCCCAGAAACGCCUGUGGUGAGUUUUGCAGCGAGAGACCUCAUCCGGGGCUUGCUCAUGAAGGAGCCGCAGCAGCGGCUGGGGUUCAAACGGGGAGCCACUGAGGUUAAGCAGCACCCUUUCUUCGAAGGUGUGAACUGGGCUUUGAUUCGGUGUGCGACUCCCCCGGAAAUACCAAAGCCGGUUGAGCUGGAAAAAGGAGCUGUGAGUGUUGCAGAGGCACCAUCAAGCCAGAAGACAGCAGCGGGUUUGGUUCUGAAUGCUCAGAAAGGGUCUGAUAACUAUUUGGAAUUUGAUUUCUUCUAGCGUUACGGUUAGACAUAUGGUACUCUAUUCUUCCUUAGAAGACUAUGUGAUAAAAGAUGAUCAGGUGUUGAUGUUUCGCUCUUUAUAGAUUGCCAUGAAUUGUAAGCUUGUUUGUAUGCAUAAGCUGCUGUAGUUUAUAAAAAUGUUGUAACUGUUUCUCGUAACCUUAUUAGUUGUUAUCAGAGUUCCUUUUUACUCGCUCUAUCCAAACACAAAACAUUACAUCAAAUGUAUUGUCUCUGCA
This is a messenger RNA of Arabidopsis thaliana (thale cress), 2326 nucleotides long. It is a transcript of the gene D6PKL2, whose product is annotated as D6 protein kinase like 2. Lineage: Eukaryota; Viridiplantae; Streptophyta; Magnoliopsida; Brassicales; Brassicaceae. The coding region runs from base 322 to 2082 and encodes 586 amino acids. Gene Ontology annotation, cellular component: plasma membrane. The record is from RefSeq and is marked reviewed. The transcript has 3 exons. Gene Ontology annotation, molecular function: ATP binding; protein serine kinase activity; protein serine/threonine kinase activity.